CCUAUUUUUGCAAAUUUCCCUAGAAAGAGAGAAAGUGAAACCCUGCAAAAACCCCAAAUUUCUCUCAAAAGUCGGCAGAUUUCGCUUCCAAGAGCCACCGCUGAUCCAGCGAAUUGGGAACGGCGAUGGCUGACUCUCAUCCGAGCGAGGAAGACGACCAAGGCGAGGUUUUUCUGGACGAAAGCGAUGUUAUGGAAGAAAUCGACGUCGACGAGGAAGAUCUUCCUGACGCCGAUGACGAAGCAGGAGGAUCUGAUGCUGAUCCUAUUGAGGAAGCUGACGAUUCCAUGCACAUAUUCACUGGUCAUACUGGUGAGCUGUAUGCACUUGCAUGCAGUCCAACUGAUGGUGUGUUAGUGGCAACGGGGGGUGGAGAUGACAAAGGAUUUCUUUGGAGGGUUGGACAAGGAGAUUGGGCUUUUGAGCUGCAAGGCCAUAAAGAUUCUGUGUCUAGCUUAGCCUUUAGUACAGAUGGACAGCUGCUUGCAUCUAGUGGCUUUGAUGGACUUGUUCAGAUUUGGGACAUAAAUUCCCAGAGUCUCAAGUGUGUGCUUGAAGGUCCUGGAGGGGGCAUUGAAUGGGUCAGGUGGCAUCCAAGGGGACAUUUAGUUCUGGCUGGUUCAGAGGAUUCCACUGUUUGGUUGUGGAAUGCUGAUAAAAAUGCAUUUCUUAGUAUGUUUUCUGGUCAUGGUAGUAGUGUGACCUGUGGUGAUUUCACCCCUGAUGGUAAAACAAUCUGUACUGGUUCUGAUGAUGCAACUUUGAGAAUAUGGAACCCAAGAAGUGGAGAAAACAUCCAUGUGGUUAGAGGUCAUCCAUAUCACACUGGAGGCUUGACAUGCUUAACUAUAACAUCUGAUUCAACUCUUGCUCUUACUGGUUCUAAGGACAGUUCAGUUCACAUUGUGAAUAUAAUAACUGGAAAGGUAGUUAGUUCUCUGAAUGCUCACUCAGACUCCAUAGAAUGUGUCGGGCUUGCAAUAAGCUCCCCUUGGGCUGCAACCGGAAGCAUGGAUAAAAAGCUCAUUGUUUGGGACCUGCAGCAUUCAUUGCCGCGUUGCACAUGCAUUCAUGAGGAUGGUGUUACUUGCUUGUCAUGGCUCGGAGCAUCUCGGUUCUUGGCUACAGGUUGUGUUGAUGGGAAGGUACGACUGUGGGACUGUUUAUCCGGAGAGUGCGUGAGAACCUUCAGCGGUCACUCUGAUGCCAUCCAGUCACUGGCUGUGUCUGCUAGCGGAGAAUUCCUGGUUUCAGUUUCACUUGAUGGAACUGCUCGAGUAUUUGAGAUUGCAGAAUUUCAAUAAAGAGAUCAAACAUUCGUGUACUAUGGGUUUUUCUUUUCUCUUUUGGGCUCCCAACUUUGUCAAUGGUGUUGGAAGUUAUUUAAAUUUUCUGUCUACUUCGUUUCUGGUGAACUGAACUUAGAUUAGGUAUACCCUCAUUAGGCCUGUUGAAUACGCGAUAUUGUAAACUUGCUUCAUGACUCAUUGUCAAUAAGAUCCUAAAUUCCAUCUUUUUUGGUCA
Messenger RNA from Diospyros lotus (date-plum), 1524 nucleotides. RefSeq lists its product as uncharacterized. The record is from RefSeq and is a predicted model, not a curated record. The transcript has 11 exons. Bases 126 to 1304 code for a protein of 392 amino acids. Gene Ontology annotation, molecular function: protein binding. Lineage: Eukaryota; Viridiplantae; Streptophyta; Magnoliopsida; Ericales; Ebenaceae.